This is a messenger RNA of Ictalurus punctatus (channel catfish), 5025 nucleotides long. RefSeq names its product arrestin domain containing 1b (gene arrdc1b). The coding region runs from base 177 to 1520 and encodes 447 amino acids. Gene Ontology annotation, molecular function: ubiquitin protein ligase binding; ubiquitin-like ligase-substrate adaptor activity. Gene Ontology annotation, cellular component: cytoplasm. The record is from RefSeq and is a predicted model, not a curated record. NCBI's taxonomy places the organism in Eukaryota, Metazoa, Chordata, Actinopteri, Siluriformes, Ictaluridae. The transcript is spliced from 8 exons. Gene Ontology annotation, biological process: protein transport.
GGAGAGAGUCGGCGUGAGACAGAGUGAGGAAUACGGACAGAGAGACAGAGAGAGAAAGAGAACGAGAGGGAGAGAGAGAGAAAACGCUGCAGGUGCGACGUCACGCGAGGCUCCGCCGUCAACCGCACGGAUCAAGCCGAAUCUCACGCGCUUUUUGCCUCGCGAGCACCGAUACGAUGGGCAAGCUACAGGAAUUCGACAUUACUUUCAGCCACAACAAAGUGGUGUACAGCCCGGGAGAGACGAUUUCGGGAACGCUGAGGAUCCUCACCGCCAACUCGCUGCAGUACAAGGCCAUCAAGCUGAACUGCGUGGGCUCCUGUGGUAUCUCCAACAAGAUGAACGACACUUCAUGGAUGAUGGAGGAGCAGUAUGUCAGCAGCAUGCUCUCUGUGGCAGAUAAAGGAACCCUACCACCUGGAGAGCACAGCUUCCCUUUUCAGUUUCUCAUUCCAACACACGCUCCCACUUCGUUUGAGGGCCCGUACGGAAAGGUUAUGUACAGAAUCAGGGCUGUAAUAGACACGCCACGCUUCUCUAAGGACUACAAGUGUCAGAGACCCUUCUACCUACUCAAUCUCUUGAAUCUCAAUGAGUUGCCUGAUAUAGAGCAACCAAGUAGUGCAGUGACAACUAAGAAGUUCACCUACUUACUGGUGAAGACGGGGACGCUCAUGCUGAGAGCUCACAGUGACCUGAGAGGAUACACGCCAGGCCAAAUCAUCAAACUCUCUACAGAGAUCCACAACAAAUCAGGAAAAGACACAGGCUAUGUCCUGGCUAGUCUCAUACAGAAAGUGACCUAUAAGAUGAAGCGGCCGCUGUUUGAUUUGCGGACCAUAGCGGAGGUAGAGGGGGCAGGCGUCAAAGGAGGGAAACAUGCAGAAUGGAAGGAGCAGAUCAUCGUUCCUCCUCUCCCUCAGUCUGGCCUAGCUGGCUGCAGCCUCAUAGACAUCGAGUACUUUAUCCAGGUUUCACUAAAAUCUCCUGAGACGGUGGUCACUCUGCCCAUCUACAUUGGAAACAUUGCUGUCAACUUGACCCCAACAAGACCGCCUCCACCAACCCCUCUCCAGCACGGUGCUGCGAUGCCCACCAUGCCAAGCCUUAGCCCUGGACUAGUGGUACCAAGUGCGCCCCCAGCCGAGGACGACGAGGACGAGGUGCUGGGCGCAGGAGCACUAAGCAGCGAGGAAAUUCCUACCAAGAGUCACUCCCAGCAGGACCAUUCAGGCCAGGCCAUUCCCAUGUCCCCUGGGGCGUUCAGUCACGCUCCGGCCCAAGCCCUUCCUCAGGGUCAGCAAGGCCAGCCAUCCGAGAGCUCGGCGCCUCUUUUCUGUGUCUCCACGGGGGCCACCAUUCCCUUUUUCACUGACGGUAAUGCCACGCCUAUGCCCACUACCUGCCCUCUCAUUCUGCCUCCGGAGUACAGCAACUGGGACUAUCCGCAUGAACCACCUCCCACUUAUGAGGAAAGCUGCAGCAGUACCAACUCCAGCUUCAACACCAGCAUGACGUAGAUGACAACACUGGAAGAUGCCUGUCAGUUAAUCUGCAACUUCCCCUGCUGGACACUCCAGGCAUUACCGUCCUCCCCAAAUAUGACCAAACGUAUUUAAAGGGAUCUUGUCUUUUCACUUGAUUUAUAUAAACGAUAUUCCUCGCUCCAUGGUGUGGAGAAAGGCUUCUCUGGAUCAGUGCCUAAUCAUGGUAAGACUCCUGAACUACUACAGGUUGAUAAAGCUGCAUCUGUGAUGCAGUGACCAACGAUAUACACAGGAUGUGUGUUUGUUAGCCAAGGCUGGCCUUCUGCGACGCUUGUCCCAAAACACAGGCUGGUUUUGAAAGAACUGUGGUCACUCUGAUGCUGAUCUGUGAACAUUUCCUCAGGCCUUUGCAGUGUCAGUCUGCGGCUGGAAUGGCGUUGAAGGCGUACCGAUUCGAUUUUUAUCAGCACAGUUCGAGAAAGAUCCGGCUUUUUAUUAAAGCUUGCAUUCUGGUUAGAUUCUGAAAUUUCUCUGGUUACUGAAUAUAUUUUCCAAAAUUAUAUGAAAUGUAGCUUGCUCUAAUUGGUAUUAAAGGCAUUUGGCUGGACGAAAUAGAAGAAGCACGUGUUACAUUGAAACCCCGCAUCAGAGGUGCCAACAUCUAUGGUUUAACCGUUACCACAGCAACAGCACUCACUAAAUGUUUAUUUAGUGAUUUAUUUCAUGCAAAUCAUGAAGAAACUAGUAUUCCCAAACCUCAGUAUAAUUGAAUUUUUAAACAUGUUGGGUGAUGUGACAGCCUACAUUAAUACCACAUGUAUUGCACCAAGCAAGGAUUGUUCUAGAAACGAGGCUGUUGAAAGCACUUGGUGAGGCGGGGCAUUGUGUGCAUUUCCUACUGGUAGGGAUUACCUUCACUUCACUCUGACUUUAUCUACGUGAAUUCUGAUUCAUGAAUUCAUGAGCCAAUAGAAUCCCAGCAGUCUCUUAGCACACAUCUGAGUUAAAAAAAACAAACAAAUGAACAGAGCCGCCUCGCCUCUUCCACUGAAAUGGAAGAUUUGUGGUAAAACCUGCUAGGAUUGGCUUGUUAGUAAUGUUGGUACCUCUGCUGCACAACGACUACAUGCAUAUUUUGCUUCUUGGUGAGUUUACGAAGCCUUUUCUUACCCCUUUAGAUGUUAUUACAUUGAGAUCUGAUUAUGUAGUAUGUGAUGAAUUUUAAAUUUAUUCUAUUUAAAUUGAAUGAAAAUAUUGCUGUAAAAGAAAUUUCGAAUGAAAUGUCAUUUCUUUACAAAGACUCUAUAAUGUUCAGACCACUUUAUAUAUAUAUAUAUAUAUAUAUAUAUAUAUAUAUAUAUAUAUAUAUAUAUAUAUAUAUAAUUCCCCUCGCCAUAUCAUAGGUGCGGUGCGUCAUGAGUUCCUGCAUGCAUUCAAAAAUUUAUUGAGUGUCUGGGAUAAAGCAGAAAAUGUUUCUUUAGCUGGAAUGAAAUGCCAGUGUUCGUAAAUUUGUAAUUCGAAGUGAACCCAGGAUAUACGGGAAUGUUUUAUUUGUCUGAUUAUUUUUAAUUCAUUCACAAUUGAUGGAGUUUUAACAUGAAUUCUCAGUUGAGGCCUUAUCCUGUGAUUGCUGUGUAAAACUCUGAUGGUGUUUUUCCAGUAUUUUAACAAAUCUUAUUAAUCCUUCAGACCCUUAAACUGUUUUUUUUUUUUCUUUAAAUUGAAGCACAAAAUAGCACUUUUUUUUAAAUAGAAUUCGACUGUGUGUGUGUGUGUGUGUGUGUGUGUGUGUCAUCAAUCAAGCCCUGAAUGUACUAUCAGUUGUAGAUUAAAUUUACUGUGAUUUUUUCAGCCAUUAUAGCAACCCUUCUUCUGGUUUUCUUUCAAAUAUUCAGACAAGAGUGUUAACCACUACUACUCGGUUUAUAUUUUUGGAUCAAACAAAAGAGACUGCAAGAAAGAUUGUCCACUCCUCUCAUUUUUUUUUCUUCUAUGUAUAUUACUUUUCAGUACUGUGAGAAAACAUUUGAUGGUGUAAGGGGAAUGCUCACCUUUGAAAUGAGGUUUUGUUCAUUGAUCAUCUUUCUCAGCGAAUCACUGUGUUACAAUCCAGCAUCUCCUCAGAUUGUAAUCAAAUAAAGGAUUAUGAUAUGGUUAUGGAAUUAAAUACAAGGGUUGGUAAAACAAUGGGAAAGAGAUAAUAUAUGGGAAAAGUUUAAUAGUUUUCAAUGUUUUUAAAAGGACUAAAUUCUAGAGACCAGUCUGUUUCUAUUGCAAGUAUUGAAUGCCUCACUUUAAGUUUUGAAAGCUUACAAGACCUCUAACACAUGAAGGUCAUGUAAAAAAAAAAACAAAAAAAAAAAACCAACAACAACAACAAAAAAACACGGAACAUUUUAGAUUUGUAGAGAACGGACUCAAAUCAAAAUGGUGCUCCAUAAGCUCCACUAUGCUAGAACAUCUGACAGUUCUUCCGUUUCCAUACUAAACUCUACAUUGCCUGAUGUAGCAAACUAGACAAAAUGUCAUCCAACUCCAUAUUAAUCAUCAAACUAUAUAAAGCUGAGUGCUUUCAGCAUGCCUUAAAUCUAGAAAUAGUUAACUGUGGCACAUGCAGAAAUAUGUCAGUAUCCAUUCUUUCAGUAAGAAACAAAACACAAUGGGGGUGUGCUGUUAUAGGAAAAUAAAAAUAUAAAAUGAACGAGACCUGAACUGGAGUUCAGCCCAGAAGUUGAUCGUUUUCCAAAAACAGGACACCCGAAGUCUUUUAUUCCACCCAACUGUUCGCAAUUUUCCCAACAGUUCAAUUUUUUUUUUUUAUUAUUUCCAUCACCAGCGCCUCUUUUUUCUUUCUGUUAAAGUUAAUAAGACAAACAAACAAAAAAAAUCAAACAACAAGAAGAAGAACAACAACAACAAAAAACAGCUCUCAGGUUGUCCAGAAAGCCCAAAGUCCAUUACGCAAAACGACAAGUUACAAAGCGUUGACACGAAACAUCUUCUCAGCAUUUCAACGACGAGACACGUGACAUCACGUCCCUGUGAAUUAGUUACUAUAGAAAUGAUAAAAAUAUCAACCAUGCAGCUGAACUUUUGAGAAUUUAACAGCACUGUGGUAUAAUAUUGUUUAUUUCACAAUUGAAUCCUGUACAUUUGUUGACCGAAUACAUCCUGGGUCUUAAAAUGUGUUAAAAGUUGUUCCGGUUUUAAAAUGCCUUGUCCCUCCUGCUUUACUUUUCCAUCACCAAAGAUUCAACAGCUUUAUUAUGUUCUUUAUUUGUCAUGUGGUUCCAAACCCCAAACCCACCCCCCACCCCCCCCCCACCCGCAUUGACAUGGUCUCUAAUUUUGUAUUUUUCUAUUGCUAUGUAUAAUUAUGUCUGUGUUGCGAUCUUUUGAGUGGUCUUGUCAUCUGAUCCUUGUUAGCAGUAGCACCACUGUGGAUCAAUGUCGUAUUUAAAAAACAAAUUCAAAUUAGUUUUGUUUAUUAGUACACUGUACUAAUAAAAUCUCAUCAGUCUCUAUCGCUUUACAACUG